Molecule: messenger RNA, 528 nt
Organism: Diaporthe citri
Lineage: Eukaryota; Fungi; Ascomycota; Sordariomycetes; Diaporthales; Diaporthaceae
Exons: 3
Coding region: 1-528 (175 amino acids)
Source: RefSeq, a predicted model, not a curated record
AUGCGGUUCCACGUCUUGACCGGCCUGCUGGCCCUGGCCUCUACAACCUCGGCUGCGAUUACCUGGACCCUGCAGAAGGCCGCGAACCCUACCUCGGACCAGGCCGACGCCUACUUCAAGAUCGAAGCUGCCAUGAAGGCCGCUGUUGCCCACUACGCCAAAUUCUCCGACGCAACCAAGAGGCUGACAAUACAAUACGAGCCGAGCGUCGCCACGGCUGACGGCAACUACAACGGCAACAUCCGAUUCGGCUCCAACAGAUCGUACAUGACCGAACGCACAGCCAUGCACGAGAUAUCGCACACGCUGGGCAUCGGCCAGACCGCAGCCUUCAACACCAAGUGCGCAGCCAACGACUGGGCCACAGCAACGCCACUCUUGAGAUCUUGGGACGGCCAGAGUGCCAAGAUUAACUGCGGAGGUGGCCAUAUCUGGCCAUACGGGCUGAAUUAUGAAACCGAGUGGAGCACGACAAAUGCGGACAGGCACGUGCAGCUGAUCGACGCUAUGUUGGCAGACGGGCUGUGA